This is a messenger RNA of Coregonus sp. 'balchen', 36245 nucleotides long. The record is from the annotation of a GenBank genome assembly. Lineage: Eukaryota; Metazoa; Chordata; Actinopteri; Salmoniformes; Salmonidae.
GUUUGAAAGAUAGUGGCCAAGGUUCAAAAGUCACUUGCUAUCAGCUCAGUUUUAUGGGAGCUUUGGUUAUGACUUCCUCACUCACCCCAGUGUCACCGAGCAGACCAGUGGAUGAGGCUUGGUCCUACACACACACAUAGACACACACCUGUCAUCAGUGAGUGGAGCCCCCAAAGAGCAGACGGUGAAAUUGGAAAGGACGGCAGAGACACCGAAAGAUACCUGGGAGAAAGACAGGUAGGGUGUCAUGUUUUGUGUGCUUGUUAGGUGUAGGGGUUAGAUUGUUGACAUUGGUAAAACAAAUGUGUCGUUAACAUUUUAUUUGCAUAACCCCUCUCAGGUGAUCUAAAUAUCUUCAACUAAGUAUUGACACACUGUCAGUAUGAUGAAUUCAACUGCAACAUGCUUCAACUAAGUUUAAAGAAAACAUGUUAGCAGAGAUAGCCUAGCUAAAUGGUUUUAGACUGUUUGAGUAUACAGAUAUGUAGUCCUGACUAUGGUUUUGCGCAGUUAAAACUGUAAAAAACUGGGUGUACGUUAUUGGCUGGUGAUGCUGAUGGGUUAAUUGAGUCUUUGUAUUUGCCCCUUUAUUUGCAUAAAUGGCAUAUCAGAUGGAUAGUAUUAACCACAAUGCACCAUUUUGACCAUUGAUCAGAAAUUGUGCUGCAGAAAUGAAGAAAAACUGUGAUAUCAAUCAAGUGAUGCAUUAUGUAAUCGUGGUAUGGGUAAAAGGACCAAAUAGAUAGAGAUAGAGAAUAUGGAAUAUGGAAUAUGGAAAUAGAGUCAAAUAAAAAUGGUAUGCUAUGUGAAAACGUUUUUUACCUCCUAUCGAAAUAAAAUACACUUGUAUCAUCAGGUAGCAGAAUCUGAGAAAGCAUUUUAGAUGCGUUUGGCAGAUCAUUAAUAUAUAUUUGAAGGUCCAAAAAUCGAUCCUUGUGGUACACCCUCUACAUUUGAUCUCAAGAGGGGGGAGUAUGGUCAAUGGUGUUAUCAACCAUAUCAAAUCUUUAUGCGUCCAGUGGGUCCAACCUCCCAAGUGCCCUUGAAGUUCUGACUUUGGACUGUAGAUGACCAUAAAGUCUUAUCAAUGUCUUUCACUGUUCCCUAUGCAGGCGUUUCAGAGUGCCGAUCUGUCAUCAUAAAUAGAUUAAUUCUUCCUUAGUUUCUCCUCUUACUGAAACACAGUCAGCGUGGAAUACACACACAGGCAUGCAAACAAACACACACACACUAGGUCAAAGACAAAUAUUGACAUUGAGAGUUGUUAGAUGCAAGCAUUGAAUUGGAGAUGAUGGCGGAAAUGGGUCAACCUAGGUAAACAGCGUUCUACAAUGUACCGAGUAGACCACUACAUUGAGAAUUACUCUAACAGUACAUGUCUAUGGGGCAAAAGUCAUUGCAGAUAACACUACAGUAAUAUACACUGACUUUGACCCCAUUUAAUGGUAACACACACACAUACAUCAUACAUGAUGUAGUACAUGUACAUGUGCCAUGCACACAACAAAAUUGCCUUUUCAUGUCACAUUCCAAUGAAAUCACUACAUAUCUCAGCUAGACAAUACAAUAUGUACAUUGUAGUCAUUUAGCAGACAGGAGCAAUUAGGGUUAAGUGCCUUCGCUGAGGACAUAUUGACAGAUCUUUCACCUAGUCAGCUCAGGAUUCAAACCAGCAAACUUUCGGUUACUUGCCCAACGCUCUUAACCGCUAGGCUACCUGCCGCCUUCACAAGAGCAUGCAAGUAAUAGUGUUAAUAUUGUGUAUUGGUAAUAGCACUUUCCUCUCUCUCGUCAGAUUUGAACAUGGACUUCCUCCUCAACUUCCUGUUCAGCCCUCUGCCCACCUCGGCCAUCGUCUCCCUGUUUGCCCUGAUGGGGGCUGCCCUGGUCUACCUCAACACCAGGCCUAAACCCCUCACCAUGCCUGCAGACCUCAACUGCCAGACCAUAGGAGUCAGGGUAAGUACACUCUCUGUCUGAAUUCCAAAUUGACCCCUAGCCCCUACCUACACCCUAGGCAAUCCUGUAUCUGAGAGGAUUGGAUCACAGGGUUGAGGGUCAAUUCCAAUUUAAAUUCAGUCAAUUCAGGAAGUCAUAAACAGAUUACGAUUCCAAUUUUCCUCAUUGUUUUUCAAUGUGUCUUCCCUGAUAUGUCAUUGCGCUCCCUCAUAUCCAGGAUGGAGCGAGGAAAAGUGCCCUGCAGGAAGAUGACAACCUGAUGUCGUAUUUCUAUGACGACGCCAGAACAAUGUACGAAGUCUUCCAGAGGGGACUACAAGUGUCAGGUCACCACCAUAUCACCUUCUGUCACAUACAUCUUGUUUCUGCACUAAGAAUAAAAUAUACGUUUUUGGAAUCAACAUUAGAAUUAGAGGUCCCCUCAGUUGGUUGCUGAUUCCAAUUACAUAGUAGUAUUCAUGUCUGACUGAACGUGGCAAGGUCAGUGAGAUUAUGAGGUUAUGAUAAUGAGGAGAUUCAAUCCAUUUCUCCUUUACAGGUAAUGGACCCUGUCUAGGCUACAGGAAACCAGGGCAACCGUACCAGUGGCUGAAAUACAAACAGGUAUGACACUAUCACCGAUAGUACUUACAUAGGCCAGCAUAUCUCUGGGUCUGAAUUCAGAAUAAUCAUGUAUAAAAUAUGGAAUGAGCCAAUGGCUUUUCUAAGUGGCUCAUGCGUUGACAUUCAUUUGUGUUUGUAUGUGUAUUUAUUAGGUAUUCCCUUUUAUUAGGUCCCGGCCUAACACAUUGUGGCACUUACAUCACACAAAAAACAGUACUUCAUAUAACAUUAUUACACCACUAAAUAUCUACAAUACAACAUUUAUAAUACUACCAUACAACAAUAUUACAAUGUACGUGUGUGUGUAGAGUAUGUGUGCCUGUGUGUGUGUGUGUGUGUGUCUCUUCACAGUCUGCUUUGUUUCAUAAAGUGUAGUUGUAUCUGUUUUUUAAACCUGAUUUUACUGCUUGCAUGAGUUACUUGAUGUGGAAUAGAGUUCCAUGUAGUCAUGGCUCUGUGUUGUACUGUGUGUUUCCCAGAGUCUGUUCUGGACUUGGUGACUGUGAAGAAAUCCCUUGUGUCAUGUCUUGUGGGGUAUGCAUGGGUGUCUGAGCUGUGUGCUAGUCAUUUGAACAGACAGCUCGGUGCUUUCAACAUGUCAAUACCUCUCACAAAGACAAGUAGUGAUGCAGUCAUUGAUAUUAGCUCUCCUUGUACAUUUAAGGGCCAGCCGCGCUGCUCUGUUCUGUGCCAACUGUAAUUUGCCUAUGACUCUCUUUGUGGCACUUUGUCAUAUGACUAGGCAGUAGUCCAGGUACGAAAAAAUUAGGGCCUGUAGGACUUGUUUUGAUGAUAGCAAUGUCAAGAAAGCAGAGCAGCGCAAGACCUCUCCCCAUCUUAAAAAAGUGAGGGCCUAGACAACUUCCUUGGGGAAUGCCUGACUCUACCUGGAUUAUGUCGGCUGUAAACGGUGCUUUGCUAUUCCUGGAUAGCGGAAUUACUUUUGUUUUCCUCCAGGCCUGAGGGCACACACUUUCCUGUAGGCUUAGAUUGAAGAGAUGACAAAUAGGAGUGGCAAUGUCAUCCACUAUCAUCCUCAGUACUUUUCCAUCCAAGUAGGGAGACCCAGGUGGCUUGUCAUUGUUGAUAGACAACAAUAUAUAUUUUUUCACCUCUUCCACACUCACUUUACGGAAUUCAAAAUGACAGUGCUUAUCUUUCAUAAUUUGGUCAGUUAUGAAUGGAUGUGUAGGUUCAGAGCUUGUUGAUGGCAUGUCAUGCCUAAGUUUGCUAAUCUUGCCAAUGAAAAAAUAAUUAAAGUAGUUGGCAAUUGUUAACAUAUAGACUAAUAUGUUAUAAAUUGUGUUCUUACACUGGUACAGUUAUGCCCUGUGAGAGAUGUACAACUGCGCAUGUGCGAAAAUAAAGAAAGGGCAUUUUCCCGCGUUCUGGUUGAAACACCAACGAUGAACAUGUGUGUUUAUUCCUCCGUUAAGUAAGCCGGUAUUCCUGUCCUGAAGAUGACAGCACCAACAGGUUAUGGGCCCAGGAGGGAACAUGGAAGCCGAUGGAAUAGAUUAUGUUUCGACGGAGAUGAAAAAAACCACGAGUUAUGGGAGACAAAGUUUUUGGGACACUUGCGUUUGCUAGGGCUAAAGGCCACCAUAUUGAGCGUGGAUGAAGAUGAAGAAGACGGAGAGAAAAAUUAAGAAGCCUACGCCGAAUUGAUACAGGUUUUGGAUGAUAAAAGUCUUUCCCUGAUAAUGAGAGAAGCAGCAGAUGAUGGGAGAAAAGCAUUGAAGAUAUUGAGGGAACAUUAUGCAGGUAAAGGGAAGCCACGUGUGAUUAGCCUCUACACUGAGCUAACUUCUCUUCAGAAAGCCAGUGACGAAAGUGUUACGGAUUAUAUCAUUCGUGCUGAGACGGCUAUUACAGCACUGAGGAAUGCUGAAGAGACUUUAAGUGACGGGCUGUUGAUUGCAAUGAUUCUGAAAGGUUUGCCCGAAUCAUUUAAGCCGUUUGCCAUCCACAUAACGCAGAGUGACGAGCCGACAACUUAUGGCAAGUUCAAAACCAAGUUGAGGAGCUAUGAAAGCACCGAGAAGUUUAGCGGCAUUUCCACUGACGACAACGUGAUGAAGGCAAGUAACAUUAAAGUUAGCUGGCCAAGAGGAAGAGAUAAAGGGACCGAGAUAACCUGCUUCAACUGUGGCCAGAAAGGGCACAAGGCCCGGGAAUGUACCGUUACUGGAGAGCACAGAGAACGGAGACAGUGGUGUAGUUUUUGCAAGAGCUCCACUCAUACUGACGCAAAUUGCAGACGAAAAAGAAGAGACAAUGUGAAACAAGCAACAGAUGCUGAAGGCCACACAUUUGCAUUCAAAAUAAGUGACUGUCAGGUUCGUGGACUGAAACAAAAAGGGCUGAUGGUUGAUACGGGAGCAACGUCACAUAUAGUCACGGACAUCGGGAAGUUUAAGGAGUUUGACGAGACUUUCAAACCGGAAAAACAUUCCGUCGAGCUGGCUGACGGAACAAGAACGAAUGGUGUCGCAGAGAGGAGAGGUGCAGCGGAGGUUUACCUGAGAGACAACACGGGUCGUCGGGUGAAAACAACGCUGACGAAGGCGCUGUACGUGCGUCGUUUCCACAGGACAUUUUCUCUGUUAAAGCAGCGACAGCCAACGGAGCUUCAGUCAACUUUCGACAGGGGUGUAACAAGCUCAUCCACAAGAACGGUACCACUUUUGACAUCAAGGAGUACGAUAUACUUUACUAUCUUAACACUGUAAGUGAUGAAAAUGAUGAUGGAAGUCAUGGGUGCUAUGAUAUUCACACAUGGCACAAAAUUCUUGGCCACUGUAAUUUUGAGGAUGUGUCAAAGUUAGAAAAUGUGACAGAGGGAAUGAAAAUCACAGGUAAGAUUGACAAAUCUACCCUCAACUGUGAAAUCUGCACACAGGGAAAAUUUGUUCAGAGCAGAAACAGAGAGCCUGAUGAAAAGGCGAAAGCAGCUCUUGAGCUUGUGCACACUGAUUUGGCUGGCCCUAUUGAGCCAGAGGCAAAAGAUGGGUUCAGAUAUACUCUAGCAUUUACGGAUGAUUAUUCAGGGGCAGUUUUUGUGUAUUUCCUAAAAGCAAAAAGUGAUACUGUAAAAGCUACUGAGAAGUUUAUUGCUGAUGUGGCCCCUUAUGGAAAAAUAAAGUGUGUCAGGUCAGAUAAUGGCACAGAGUACACAGCCAAAGAGUUCCAGUCACUGCUCAGUAAGAAUGCCAUAAGACAUGAAACUUCAGCCCCUUACUCACCCCAUCAAAAUGGGACCGCUGAGAGAAAUUGGAGAACACUGUUUGAAAUGGCAAGAUGCAUGCUACUUGAGAGCAACCUACCAAAGAAAUUGUGGACAUAUGCUGUAAUGACUGCUGCAGUAAUUCGCAAUAGGUGUUACAAUAAGCGUGUAGGACAGACUCCACACUACAUGUUUACUGGGAGAAAGACUGAUCUUUCAAAGAUGAAAGAAUGUGGAUCUGUUUGCUAUGCAUACAGACAGAACAAGAAAAAGUUGGACUCAAGAUGUGAAAAGGGUAUUUUUGUCGGGUAUGAUAAAAAUAGUCCAGCAUACCUAGUCUACUACCCAGACACUGGAAAAUUUCUUAAAAACAGAUUAGUCAAGUUCGUUACAAAAGGUGUAGUCGAACGCCAAACUCAGACAGAUUUGGAAAUGAGUGAUGAUCUUCAUGGGGAGAGAUUUCAAUCCCCCAUGCCAAAAGCCAAGAUGGCAGAUAAAAAUUCAGAAGAGACACAAGAUGUGCAAAUCGAGACUUCAGAUAGUCAGAGUCCACGCUAUCCAGACAGAGAGAGGAAGAAGCCCCAGUACUUAAAAGACUAUGAGUGUAAAGUGAAGUGUGAUGACCAGAUACCACCUAGUGUUGACUACUGCUACAGAGUAAUGUGCAAUGCACCACAAACCUUCAAAGAAGCAAUGAUUUCACCAAAAUCAGAGAUUUGGGCUACUGCUAUGAAGGAGGAGAUGGAUUCCCUUAGGGAAAAUGAUACAUUCACAUUGACCACACUGCCAGAGGGUAAAAAUGCAGUGGGGGGCAGGUGGGUCUAUGCGGUCAAAAACAAUUCAGAUGAGACUGAGACAUACAAGGCAAGAUAUGUUGCAAAGGGAUAUAGUCAAGUGGCAGGAAUAGACUAUAAGGAGACUUUUUCUCCAACUGCAAAUAUGACAUCAGUAUGUUGUUUGAUGCAGCUAGCAGCUCAGUAUGACUUAGAGUUACAUCAGAUGGAUGUCAAAACAGCAUAUCUACAUGCUCCUAUUGACUGUGAAGUGUACAUGGAGCAACCAGAGGGUUUUGAAGUCAGGUCAGAUACAGGUGAGCAACUAGUCUGCAAACUGAACAAGUCACUGUACGGCCUGAAACAGUCAGGAAGGAACUGGAACAAAAUGUUGCAUGAUCACCUUAGUGAAAAUGGUUUUACACAGAACCCAGCUGAUUACUGUGUUUACAACAAACAAACUGCAACAGAAAGGAUCAUUUUGAUAAUUUGGGUCGAUGAUCUAAUUAUCGCUGCUAGUGAUAGUGACUCACUCACAAGUGUAAAAGAAAUGUUAAGUGAAAAAUUUAAGAUGAAAGAUCUUGGGAGGCUUGGACAUUUCCUAGGCAUUGAUUUUACACAAAGUGAAGGGAAAAUAAAGAUGAGCCAAACAAGGUACAUAACCAAGAUACUGGAAAGGUUUGGUAUGUCAGACUGUAAAACAAGGUCAACACCAUGUGAACAAAAAAGAAAAAAAAAAGAAAAAACAGAUAGAGUUCAGUGUGUCAAAUCGGAGGGCCUGUUGUCUGGACCUAUGGCAGUCUCUAUGGGGGUGCCACAGGGUUCAAUUCUUGGGCCGACACUUUUCUCUGUGUAUAUCAAUGAUGUCGCUCUUGCUGCUGGUGACUCUCAGAUCCACCUCUACGCAGACGACACCAUUUUGUAUACAUCUGGCCCUUCAUUGGACACUGUGUUAACAAACCUCCAAACGAGCUUCAAUGCCAUACAACAAUCCUUCAGUAGCCUCCAACUGCUCUUAAACACUAGUAAAACUAAAUGCAUGCUUUUCAAUCGAACGCUGCUGGCACCCGCCCACCCGACUAGAAUCACCACUCUCGACGGGUCUGACCUAGAGUAUGUGGACAACUACAAAUACCUAGGUGUCUGGUUAGACUGUAAACUCAACUUCCAGACUCACAUAAAGAAUAUCCAAUCCAAAGUUAAAUCUAGAAUCGGCUUCCUAUUUCGCAACAAAGCCUCCUUCACUCAUGCUGCCAAACAUGCCCUCGUAAAACUGACUAUCCUACCGAUCCUUGACUUCGGCGAUGUCAUUUACAAAAUAGCCUCCAACACUCUACUCAGCAAAUUGGAUGUAGUCUAUCACAGUGCCAUCCGUUUUGUCUCCAAAGCCCCAUACACUACCCACCACUGUGACCUGUACGCUCUUGUUGGCUGGUCCUCACUACAUGUUCGUCGUCAAACCCACUGGCUCCAGGCCAUCUAUAAAUCACUGCUAGGCAAAUCCCCGCCUUAUCUUAGCUCAUUGGUCACCAUAGCAGCACCCACCCGUAGUCUGCGCUCCAGCAGGUAUAUCUCACUGGUCAUUCCCAAAGCCAACACCUCCUUUGGCCGCCAUUCCUUCCAGUUCUCUGCUGCCAAUGACUGGAACGAAUUGCAAGAAUCUCUGAAGCUGGAGACUCUUAUCUCCCUCAAUAACUUUAAGCAUCAGUUGUCAGAGCACCUUACCGAUCACUGCACCUGUACACAGCCCAUCUGAAAUUAGCCCACCCAACUACCUCAUCCCUAUAUUGUUAUUUAUUUUGCUCUUUUGCACCCCAGUAUCUCUAUUUGCACAUAAUCUCUUGCACAUCUAGCAUUCCAGUGUUAAUACUAUUGUAAUUAUUUUGCACUAUAGCCUAUUUAUUGCCUUACCUCCAUAACUUGCUACAUUUGCACACACUGUAUAUAUAUUUUCUGUUGUAUUUUUACUUUAUGUUUUUUACCCCAUAUGUAACUCUGUAUUGUUUUUAUUGCACUGCUUUGCUUUAUCUCGGCCAGGUCGCAGUUGUAAAUGAGAACCUGUUCUCAACUGGCUUACCUGGUUAAAUAAAGGUGAAAAAAAUAAAAAAAAAUAAAAAAAAAUAUAUUUUAGGUAUCGUGAAGUGAUAGGCAGCUUGAUAUAUGUUAUGACAUGUACAAGACCGGAAAUCAGUUGGAUUGUCAGCAAGCUGUCACAAUACCUAUCAGAACCAAAAGAGCAACACUGGAUAACAGCUAAACAUGUGUUGAGGUACUUGAAGGGGACAAUGAAUCAGGAGUUGUGUUACAAAAAGGGGGUGGAAAAACUCAACCUCGUAGCAUAUAGUGAUGCUGAUUGGGCAGCAGAUCAAAGUGACAGACGAAGCAUAACAGGGUUUUGUUUUAGUUUAACUAAAUGUGGACCUGUUAUUUCAUGGAGGUCUAAGAAGCAGCCAACAGUAGCUUUAUCUACAUGUGAAGCAGAGUACAUGGCACUGGCUGCUACUACACAAGAAAGUUUGUACCUUGUACAGUUAUCCAGAUGGAUAGUGAGUGCCAAUAUGCACCAGUAACAAUCUUUGAAGAUAACCAAGGUGCAAUUGCUCUGUCAAAGAACCCAGUGUGUCGUCAGAGAUGUAAACAUGUUGACAUCAGAUAUCAUUUCAUUCGAUCUGCACUCAGUGAUGGCAAAAUAAGUAUUGAAUAUUGUCCAACGGCAGACAUGGUUGCAGAUGUUUUGACUAAACCUGUAACGAAGUUGAAAAAUUCUUGGGUUAUAUGUUUGGAAUGUAAACUGACAUUUGUGAGAUGUAUAACUGUAAGCUAAAUGUGUUGAUAGUUAGGUUGAAUACGACUUGUACAGUAUAAGAGCAAGUGGGGGUGUUAACAUAUAGACUAAUAUGUUAUAAAUUGUGUUCUUACACUGGUACAGUUAUGCCCUAUGAGAGACGUACAACUGCGCAUGUGCGAAAAUAAAGAAAGGGCAUUUUCCCGCGUUCUGGUUGAAACACCAACGAUGAACAUGUGUGUUUAUUCCUCCGUUAAGUAAGCCGGUAUUCCUGUCCUGAAGAUGACAGCACCAACAGCAAUAUCAUUGGGUUUUGUGAUGAAUUAACCAUCUGAUUCAAUGAAGGAUGGAGCUGAGUUCGCCUUUCUUGGCCAAAAAUUAAUUUAAGGUGCUCCAAAGCUUUUUACUAGCAUUCUUUAUAUAAUUUGACUUUAUUUCUUCUUCUUUUUGUUUAGUUUAGUCACAUGAUUUUUCAAUUUACAGUAAGUUUAACGACCAGCUGUGCAACCAGACAUAUUUGCCAUUCCUUUUGCCUCGUCCCUCUCAACCAUAAAUUUUUUUAAUUCCUCAUCAAUCCACAGGGAUUUAACAGUUUUUACAGUCAUUUUCUUACUGGGUAGAUGCUUAUUAGUAACUGGAAUAAGCAAUUUCAUAAAUGUGUCAAGUGCAGCAUCUUCAACAAAGGAAUCAUUACAAAACCUCUUGUAUGAUCUCUUAUACACUAUAUUAGGCCAAGCCUUUGGAACUUUGGUUUUCCUAGAUAUGGCUACAAUAUUUUGAUCACUACAUCCAAAGGAUGUGGAUACUGCUUUAGAGCAGAUUUCUGCAGCAUUAGUAAAGAUGUGAUCAAUACAUGAUUUCAUUCCUGUGCUGUUUGUAAAUACCCUGGUAGGUUGACUGAUAACCUGAACCAGGUUGGAGGCACUGGUUACAGUUUGAAGCUUUUUCUUGAGUAGACAGCUUGAUGAAAGCCAGUCAAUAUUUAGGUCACCCAGAAAGUACACCUCUCUGUUGAUAUGACAUACAUUAUCAAGCAUUUCACACAUAUUAUCCAGAUACUGACUGUUAGCACUUGGUGGUCUAUAGCAACUUCCCACAAGAAUGGGCUUUAGGUGAGGCAGGUGAACCUGUAGCCAUAUUACUUCAACAGCAUUUGACAUGUGAUCCUCUCUAAGCUUUACAGGAAUAUGACUCUGAAUAUAAACAGCAACACCUCCCCCAUUGGCAUUCAUGUCUCUUCUGUAGAUGUUAUAACCAUAUAUUGCUACCACUGUAUCAUCAAAGUAAUUAUAUAAGUGAGUUUCCAGAGAUAGCCAGUAUAUGAAUGCAUUCUGUUUCUAGCAAGUUAUCGAUUUCAUUAACCUUGUUUCUUAGGCUACAUAUGUUCAUGUGGGCUUUUUUAAGCGCUUUUCUGGGUUGCUUGAUUGUUUUUAUUGCUUUACUGGGAGGCUUAUCAGAGGUAGACAUGACAGUGACUUGUCCGUAAUUUUUGCAUACAUAGAACUUUUGAAGGACAGACGGAUGUGUAGUGCAUUCUUCGUGCAUUUGAUCAAGGUCUGUAUGUAUAGAGACCCUAACAUCCUUGACCUUAGAUCUUUGCUGUAAUGCCUUCCACCGCAGGUGUCCAAUCGGGCUGAGCACCUUGGGUCAGGGCUGAUCCACAGGGGCCUGAAGCCGACCCCUGACACCUUCAUUGGUAUCUUUGCUCAGAACAGACCAGAGGUGAGAAUUUUUUUCUAGGUUGAGUAUAUUUCAUCUAUCACUGUCAUAUUGCUGCAUACAGAAGUUGCAGUCAUUGAACUGUAUGAAAAAUCCGAAUCGGUAUUAUAUUCUAAAUGGGCAACACAUGAGCUGUUGAUUUCAAAUGAGACCAGAGUGUUGAUCCGUUGAACAUUGAUCCUGUACGGCUUAUUAUUGCUCCCUGCUUGUUCUUUGGUCCAGUGGAUUAUCAGCGAGCUGGCCUGCUACACCUAUUCCAUGGUGGCGGUGCCCCUGUAUGACACCCUGGGACACGAGGCACUGGAGUUCAUUAUUAAGAAAGGUAAUUGGGCCUGCUCCACCAUGUACUGCACUUCAUUAACAGUGUUAAUGAGGCCAGGUUUAGGCCUGUCAUUCCCUAGGGGUUCCACAAGGCUUGAUGCAGAGUCCACUAUAUUUUACCUUGACUAAUCUUCUUCUCAUUUUUCCUAUAUCACUCGUUAACUCCACCUCCUCCCCUCCAUGCCCAUGCUACUAUAGUGCAAGCCUUCAUAAUCCUUUUAUAAUGCUCAAAUAGAUGCUUCAGAAAUCAUUUAUAAGCAAAUGUAAUGCUAUAAAGAAGGUGGCAAAAGGGUUGUGCCACAUUUGGCAAAAUCAAGAUGCAUGGACCUGUUACAACCCAGUAUGAAUACAUACAUACAUGCAAGCAUGCAUGCAUACAAAUUAAUAAAAAAUAAAAGCUGAAAUGUCUUGAUUCAAUAAGGAUUCAACCCCUUUGUUAAGGCAAGUCUAAAUAAGAAAUAAUGUGCUUCACAAGUCACAUAAUAUGGACUAACUCUAUGUGCAAUAAAAGUGUUUAACAUGAUUUGAGAAUGACUACCUCAUCUUUGUGCCCCACACAUGCAAUUAUCUGUAAGGUCCCUCUGUCGAGCACUGAAUUUCUAACACAGAUUCAACCACAAAGACCAGGGAGGUUUUCCCAAUGCCUCGCAAAGAAGGGCACCUAUUGGUAGAUAGGUACAAAUAAAAUAAAAAGCAGACAUUAAAUAUCCCUUUGAGCAUGGUGAAGUUAGUAAUUAGACUUUGGAUGGUGUAUCAAUACACCCAGUCACUACAAAUAUACAGGCAUCCUUCCUAACUCAGUUGCAGAAGAGGAAAGAAAACCGCUCAGGGAUUUCUCCAUGAGGCCAAUUGUGACAUUAAAACAGUUACAGAGUUGAAUGGCUGUGAUAGGAGAAAACUGAGGAUGGAUCAACAACAUUGUAGUUAUUCCACAAUACUAACCUAACUGACAGAGUGAAAAGAAGGAAGCCUGUACAGAAUAAAAAUACUCAAAAACAUCCUGUUUGCAUCAAGGCACUAAAUUAAUACUGCAAGAAAAUGUGGCAAAGCAAUUAACUUUUUGUCCUGAAUACAAAGUGUUUGGGGAAAAUCCAAUACAACACAUUACUGUCACGCCCUGACCUUAGAUAUCCCUUUUAUUCUCUAUUUGGUUAGGUCAGGGUGUGAUUUGGGUGGGCAUUCUAGUGUUUCUAUUUCUUUGUUUGCCGGGUAUGGUUUCCAAUCAGAGGCAGCUGUCUAUCGUUGUCUCUGAUAGGGGAUCAUACUUAGGCAGCCUUUUUCCCACCUUAGUUUGUGGGAUCUUGUUUUUGUAUAGGUGCUUUGGAGCCUGCAGAACUCCACGUUCGUGUGUAUUUUGUUGUUUUUUCUGUGUUCAUUUAAUAAAUUAAUAUGUUCGCCUACCACGCUGCACCUUGGUCCGAGCCUUCAAUCAACGAACGUGACAGAAGAUCCCACCACAAACGGACCAAGCAGCGUGUCCGGGAGGAGCAGACGUCUUGGACAUGGGAGGAUCAACGGCGACUCCGAAGUUCACGACCACGACAGAAGCCCGAAAAUUUUUUUGGGGGGGCACACAGGGUGGUUGGCGGAGCCAGGUUUCAGACCAGAGCCAACUCUCCGCACUCGCUUUGGGGAGCGUGUGACCGUUCAGGCACCAUGUUAGCACAGCUGAAAACUGUUGUGCUGAUUAAAGAAGCAAUACAACUGGCCUGUUUGAGACUAGUUGAGUAUCUGGAGCAUCAGCAAUUGUGGGUUCGAUUACAGGCUCAAAAUGCCCAGAAACAAAUAACUUUCUUCUGAAACUCAUAAGUCUAUUCUUGUUCUGAGAAAUUAAGGCUAUUCCAUGCAAGAAAUUGCCAAGAAACUGAAGAUCUCGUACAACGCUGUGUACUACUCCCUUCAAAGAACAGCGCAAACUGGCUCUAACCAGAAUAGAAAGAGGAUUGGGAGGCCCCGGUGCACAACUGAGCAAGAGGACAAAUACAUUAGAGUGUCUAGUUUGAGAAACAGGCGCCUCACAGGUCCUCAACUGGCAGCUUCAUUAAAUAGUACCCGCAAAACACCAGUCUCAACGUCAACAGUGAAGAGGCGACUCCGGGAUGCUGACCUUCUAGGCAGAGUUUAUUGGCCAGUCUGAUAUGGCUUUUUCUACAGCUACAAUAGCCAUUUACAACAUUAGCAAUGUCUACACUGUAUUUCUGAUCAAUUUGAACAUGUUCCAGCCGCCACAUUUUCAACUGAUUGUUUGUGAUUUCAGCGGACAUCUCCACAGUGCUGUGUGACAAACAGAACAAAGCCGAGACACUGCUUGAAAACUGUGAGAAGGGAGAGACGCCUGACCUCAAAACUAUUAUCCUCAUGGAUGCCUUUGACACUGAGCUGACCGUACGGGGCGCAAAGUGUGGGGUGGACAUCAUGUCCCUACAGGAAGUGGAGGUACUGUACUGUAUGACAGUAUAUAGGGAUGUCUAAGAAAAUAAGCGUUUACACACUUUCAAUGGCUUUGAGCAGGUGCUGGAGAAUAAAGUAUUUGUUAAGUAAAAAAAGAAAAAGACUGCACACUGCAAUCUAUGCUUCCAAGUUGUAUUGGAAUAGCUUUUCGACCCUUGGGGUCUUCAUCAGUUCAAAGCCUAUUGCUCCCGAGGGGUUCCCCAAGGGUCUAUGAUAAGUUCAGCUGUAUUUUACCCAUGCUCCAAGAACAAAUUGACCUUAAUCAUAGAUAGGAUCAACUUUACAUUCCCAAAUCCUAACAACCAUUCGGGGGGUAAUACUGCAGGAGUAGACUUACAUUGCCUACUAAAGCUGUCUUAUCUCUAAUCCUGUAUUUUCUUAAUGAGGUCCCAACUGUAAUUGUUCAAGAAAGUUAUUGUGAUAAUCGCUACUCUCUAGGGCAGUGUUUCGCAAAUCUCUCCUGAAGUCCCUCUACUCAGUUCCACUUAUUUGACCAAUUCCAGUUAAAGCACACCUCAACUAAUGAAGUGCAUGGUAAUAAGUUGAUGAGAUGAAUCAAGUGUGCUUGUACUGAAAUGCCAUAGUCUUACGCCAGUCUUACACCAGCGCAAUGUAAGACAAUGUUGAAAUGCAUAAAAUUAGUGGAACUGGCUUGGUACUCAAGAAGAGGAUUGGUAAACAAUGCUCUAGGGUGGUUAAGCAAGUACUAGUCCAUAGUGUUUCAGUGGCCAUGCCCAAUGUAGAGCAAAUGCUGUCCUCUUUUCAAACAUUUAUCAAAAAACCGUUUUAGAUAAAUCAAUUGAAUCAAAAAUAUUUUUUAGGCUCUGGGGAAGGACAAUCUACACAAGCCAGUUGUAAGUAAAAGUCAUACAAUAUGUUACUUGUAUAUUUAUUAUCCAGUCUAAAACAAUGUUCUAAGGAAUAUUCAGCUGUAUUAACCCCACCUGCUUUUGAUUUCAAAAUAGUUUUUUUCUGGCAAAAUUGUAUGUAGAAAUACUACGGUAAAUGUGUGUUUCUGCUUCCCCUACAGCCACCAAAGCCGGAGGACCUCAGCAUCAUAUGUUUCACCAGUGGAACUACAGGUUGACCAUACUGUACUUUACUGUGUGUGUGUGUCUCUUGUAUAUCAUGUGAACACCCUCCUAAUAUUAGUUGUUGGUUUCAGGUGACCCUAAGGGAGCAAUGCUGACUCAUGAAAAUGUGGUCUCGGAUGCAGCAGGUGUGAUUAAAACCUUUGAGGUAUGCAUACUCUCUCAGGAACUGACACAUAAACAGUACUCUGCCUAGGUCUAGGUUUUACCCUAUAGGAAAGUUACCAUACCCAUAGAUUUACAUGUAGAAUCACAUAUAGUAAUCCAAUAACAUAUACAGUAGUCCAGCACUGGAUUUCAAAUGAUGCAAUGACUAUGAGAUUAAAGUGCAGACUAUCAGCUUUAAUUUGAGGGCCUUUUCAUCCAUAUCGGGCGAACCGUUUAGAAAUAACAUCACUUUCUGCACAUAGACAUCCCAUUUUAGGGGACCCAAAUUCACUUAUAUGUGUCUUAAAGUAGUACAAAGCUAAGUAUUUGGUCCCAUAUUCAUAGCACACAAUGACUACAUCAAGCUUGUGACUUUACACAUUUGUUGCAUGCAUUUGCUGUUUGUUUUGGUUGUGUUUCAGAUAAUUUUGUGCCCAAUAGAAAUGAAUGGUAAACAAUGUAUUGUGUCAUUUUGGAGUCACUAUUAUUGUAAAUAAGAAUAGAAUAUGUUUCUAAACACGUCUACAUUAAUGUGGAUGCUACCAUGAUUACUGAUAAUCCUGAAUGAAUCCUUAAUAAUGAUGAGUGAGAAAGUUACAGACGCACAAAUAUCAUACCCCCCCCCCCUAAAUGCUAACCUUCCCUGUUAUUGUAAUGGUGAGAGGUUAGCAUGUCUUGGGGGUAUGAUAUUUGUGCGCCUGUAACUUUCUCACUCAAAACAAGGUUGUCCACUAUCGGCAUAUCUAUUUAUUAUGGCCAUCGAAAUGUUAGCUAUUAAAAUCAGAUCCAGCAAUAAUGUCAACGGGCUACAAAUCCAGGGAUUACAAACAAGGCUGUCAUUGUAUGCUGAUGAUUCAUGUUUUCUUUUAAAUCCACAAUUUGGUUCCCUCCACACCCUCAUAGAGGAUCUAGAUACUUGUUCUAACCUAUCUGGAUUACAACCAAAUUAUGAUAAGUGUACUAUAUAAGGUAUUGGAUCACUUUUACAUUACAUUUUAAAUUUUUACAUUUUAGUCAUUUAGCAGACGCUCUUAUCCAGAGCGACUUACAGUUAGUGAAUACAUUUGUUUUUUUUUAUACUGGCCCCCCGUGGAAAUCAAACGCCAUGCUCUAUCAACUGAGCUACAUCCCUGCCGGCCAUUCCCUCCCCUACCCUGGACGACGCUGGGCCAAUUGUGCGCAGCCCAUGAGUCUCCUGGUCGCGGCCGGCUGCGACAGAGCCUGGAUUCGAACCAGGAUCUCUAGUGGCACAGUUAGCACUGCGAUGCAGUGCCUUAGACCACUGCGCCACUCAGGACUACAUUACCAUGUAGUUUACCAAUAAAAUGGUCUGAUGGUGAAGUGGACAUACUCGUUAUUCAUAUACCGAAAGAAAUAAAUGAUCUCAAUACAAUACAUUUUAAUAGAAAGUUAGCAAAAAUAGAUAAGAUCUUGCUAUCAUGGAAAGGAAAAUACCUGUCUAUUUGUGGAAAAACCACCCUGACUCUUUAGUCAUAUCCCAGUUUACCUAUUUGCUUAUGGCCUUGCCUACACCUAGCGACUUGUUUUUUAAAUUAUUUGAGCAAAAAAUAUUCCAUUUUAUUUGGAACGGCAAGCCAGACAAAUUUUAAUGGGCCAAUUUAUUUAAUGAAUAUUAAUUCAGAGGGCAGAAAUAAUUAAAUAUUGAAGCAUUAGACUUUUCACUAAAGGCUUCAGUCAUACAAAAGUUAUACUUAAAUCUGAACUGGUUUUCUAGCAGAUUAGUAAGAAUGUCUCACCCCAUGUUCAAGAAUGCAAGAAUGGCCUUUUUCCCUUUAUUCAGAUUACAACCUCUCACUUUCGGAUAUUUUAAAAUGAAAUAAUCUCCAAAAUAUUGCUAUUUUAAAAACAAACCAUAUAAAGUUUGUUGCAAUUUCAGUUUAAUCCAUCAGAAAAGACAGAACAAAUAUUACAACAAAUAUUGGGAGAAAGUAAGGAACUUGCCCUGCAUUAACCAAAAUUGGUUAAAGAAAAUUGUGAUAAAUAAAAAAGUAUACCAGUUUCAUUUAACGACCAAAAAAUGGACAGCUGUGCCAUACAGAUUGCAAAAUAGUUGGGAAGAGAUUUUCGAUGUACCGAUUCUAUGGCACAUGGUUUAUGAACUGAUACACAAAACAACGCCGGAUUCAAACAUUCUUGCAACAAAUAUAAUGUUAUAUAUAUGGGGGAUACAACCAUCCCAGCCCUGCAGAUGUUGCUGUGAAGUGACAGAAUUAUUAGAUCAUUUAUGUUGGUACUGUCCAUAUGUAGCUUGUUUUUGGUCUCAGGUUCAGGAAUGGCAGAAGAAUUGCAACAUUUACCUGGAGCUAACUCUGCAGAUAGCACUGCUGGGUGAUUGAAAAGGUUCAGAACGUUUGUGAAACAUCACAGAACAGUUGAAAAAUAUAUGGCAAAUAGAAAUCAAAACGGGAUGGUGUUUAGAGAGAGAUGGGAGGGGUUGAGUAGAGCUGAAGGGUGGGACUAAAAAUAACAAGAUAACUAAUGUAAAAUAUACUGUGUCUGCAAAAUGUAUAUAGGUUCAGAACUUUUGUGAAACAGCACAGUUGAAAGAUAUAUGACAAAUAGAAAUCAAAACUGGAUGGUCUUCAGAGAUAGAUGGGAGGGGUUGAGGGUAGCUGAAGCAUGGGACUAAAAACAAACAAAAGAUAACUAUUGUAAAAUAUACUGUGUCCGUAAAAUGUAUAUAGUAUGUAUGAGCUGGAAGUAGAAGCCUAAAUGUUGUUGUCCAUUAGUUUACUCCAAUUAGGGGAGGGGUGAUAGGGUUAGGGGAAAAUAAUAAAAUAAACAAUGUUAUACUGAACAAAAAUAUAAACGCAAUGCAACAAUUUCAAAGAUUUUACUGAGUUACAGUUCAUAUAAGGAAAUCAGUCAACUGUAAUAAAUUAAUUAGGCCCUAAUCUAUAGAUUUCACAUGACUGGGCAGGGGCACAGCCAUGGGUGGGCCUGGGAAGGCAUAGGGGAGCCAGGCCCAGCCAAUCAGAAUGAGUUUUUCCCCACAAAAGGGCUUCAUUACAGACAGAAAUACUCAUCAGUUUUAUCAGCUGUCAGGGUGUCUGGUCUCAGACGAUCACGCAGUUGAAGAAGCCGGAUGUGGAGGUCCUGGGCUGGCAUGGUUAAACGUGGUCUGCGGUUGUGAGGCCAGUUGGACAUAAUGCAAAUUCUCUAAAACGACAUUUGAGGCAGCUUAUGGUAGAGAAAUUAACAUUAAAUUGUCUGGCAACAGCUCUGGUGGACAUUCCUGCAGUCAGCAUGCCAAUUGCACGCUCCCUCAAAACUUGAGACAUCUGUGGCAUUGUGUGACAAAACUGCACAUUUUAGAGUGGCCUUUUAUUGUCCCCAGCACAAGGUGCACCUGUGUAAUGAUCUUGCUGUUUAAUCAGCUUCUUGAUAUGCCACACCUGUCAGGUGGAUGGAUUAUCUUGGCAAAGGAGAAAUGCUCACAAACAGGGAUUUAAACCAAUUUGUGCACAAAAAAACUAUAGUGGGGAAAAAAAGUAUUUAGUCAGCCACCAAUUGUGCAAGUUCUCCCACUUAAAAAGAUGAGAGAGGCCUGUAAUUUUCAUCAUAGGUACACGUCAACUAUGACAGACAAAAUGAGAAAAAUCAUUUUUAAUGAAUUUAUUUGCAAAUUAUGGUGGAAAAUAAGUAUUUGGUCAAUAACAAAAGUUUCUCAAUACUUUGUUAUAUACCCUUUGUUGGCAAUGACACAGUUCAAACGUUUUCUGUAAGUCUUCAUAAGGUUUUCACACACUGUUGCUGGUAUUUUGGCCCAUUCCUCCAUGCAGAUCUCCUCUAGAGCAGUGAUGAUUUGGGGCUGUCGCUGGGCAACACGGACUUUCAACUCCCUCCAAAGAUUUCCUAUGGGGUUGAGAUCUGGAGACUGGCUAGGCCACUCCAGGACCUUGAAAUGCUUCUUACGAAGCCACUCCUUCGUUGCCCGGGCGGUGUGUUUGGGAUCAUUGUCAUGCUGAAAGACCCAGCCACGUUUCAUCUUCAAUGCCCUUGCUGAUGGAAGGAGGUUUUCACUCAAAAUCUCACGAUACAUGGCCCCAUUCAUUCUUUCCUUUACACGGAUCAGUCGUCCUGGUCCCUUUGCAGAAAAACAGCCCCAAAGCAUGAUGUUUCCACCCCCAUGCUUCACAGUAGGUAUGGUGUUCUUUGGAUGCAACUCAGCAUUCUUUGUCCUCCAAACACGACGAGUUGAGUUUUUACCAAAAAGUUAUAUUUUGGUUUCAUCUGACCAUAUGACAUUCUCCCAAUCCUCUUCUGGAUCAUCCAAAUGCACUCUAGCAAACUUCAGACGGGCCUGGACAUGUACUGGCUUAAGCAGGGGGACACGUCUGGCACUGCAGGAUUUGAGUCCCUGACGGCGUAGUGUGUUACUGAUGGUAGGCUUUGUUACUUUGGUCCCAUCUCUCUGCCGGUCAUUCAGUAGGUCCCCCCGUGUGGUUCUGGGAUUUUUGCUCACCGUUCUUGUGAUCAUUUUGACCCCACGGGGUGAGAUCUUGCGUGGAGCCCCAGAUCGAGGGAGAUUAUCAAUGGUCUUUUAUGUCUUCCAUUUCCUAAUAAUUGCUCCCACAGUUGAUUUCUUCAAACCAAGCUGCUUACCUAUUGCAGAUUCAGUCUUCCCAGCCUGGUGCAGGUCUACAAUUUUGUUUCUGGUGUCCUUUGACAGCUCUUUGGUCUUGGCCAUAGUGGGGUUUGGAGUGUGACUGUUUGAGGUUGUGGACAGGUGUCUUUUAUACUGAUAACAAGUUCAAACAGGUGCCAUUAAUACAGGUAACGAGUGGAGGACAGAGGAGCCUCUUAAAGAAGAAUUUACAGGUCUGUGAGAGCCAGAAAUCUGCUUGUUUUUAGGUGACCAAAUACUUAUUUUCCACCAUAAUCUGCAAAUAAAUUCAUUAAAAAUCCUACAAUGUGAUUUUCUGGAUUUUUUUUCCUCAAUUUGUCUGUCAUAGUUGACGUGUACCUAUGAUGAAAAUUACAGGCCUCUCUCAUCUUUUUAAGUGGGAGAACUUGCACAAUUGGUGGCUGACUACAGGAAAAAAAAGAGGACUGAGCACGCCCCCAUUCUCAUCGACGGGGCUGUAGUGGAACAGGUUGAGAGCUUCAAGUUCCUUGGUGUCCACAUCACCAACGAACUAUCAUGGUCCAAACACACCAAGACAGUCGUGAAGAGGGCACGACAAAGCCUAUUCCCCCUCAGGAGACUAAAAAGAUUUGGCAUGGGUCCUCAGAUCCUCAAAAAAUUCUACAGCUGCACCAUCGAGAGCAUCCUGACUGGUUGCAUCACCGCCUGGUAUGGCAACUGCUUGGCCUCUGACCGCAAGGCACUACAGAGGGUAGUGCGUACGGCCCAGUACAUCACUGGGGCAAAGCUCCCUGCCAUCCAGGACCUCUAUACCAGGCGGUGUCAGAGGAAGGCCCUCAAAAUUGUCAAAGACUCCAGUCACCCUAGUCAUAGACUGUUCUCUCUGCUACCGCACGGCAAGCGGUACCAGAGUGCCAAGUCUAGGUCCAAAAGACUUCUCAACAGCUUCUACCCCCAAGCCAUAAGACUCCUGAACAGCUAAUCAUGGCUACCCGGACUAUUUGCACUGCCCCCCCACCCCAUCCUUUUUACGCUGCUGCUACUCUGUUAAGUAUUUAUGCAUAGUCACUUUAACUCUACCCACAUGUACAUAUUACCUCAACUAGCCGGUGCCCCCGCACAUUGACUAUGCAACGGUACCCCCCUGUAUAUAUAGCCUCCCUACUGUCACUUUAUUCUAUUGUAUAUAUAGCCUCCCUACUGUCACUUUAUUUUUUACUUCUGCUCUUUUUUUUUUUUCUCAACACUUUUUUGUUGUUGUUUUAUUCUUACUUUUUUGUUUAAAAUAAAUGCACUGUUGGUUAAGGGCUGUAAGUAAGCAUUUCACUGUAAUGUCUGCACCUGUUGUAUUCGGCGCAUGUGACCAAUAAAAUUUGAUUUGAUUUUGACUAAAUACUUUUUUUCCCCACUGUAAAAGAUUCACUGACCCAAUACUUUUGGAGCUCACUGUAGUAAUUUAAUAGGAUCACUGUGAUUUUAUCCUCAUGUGUGUGUGGACGUGUUUAACUAUACUUGUGGGGACCAGAAGUUCCCACAAGAAUAGUAAACUAAUAACAAUUUGACCAACUGGGGACAUUUUGUUGGUCCCCACAAGGUCAAAUGCUAUUUCUAGGGGGUUUAGGGUUAAGGUUAGAAUUAGUAUUAGGGUUAGAAUUAGGUUUAUGGUUAGGAGAUAGGGUUCGUUUUAGGGUUAGGAGUUAGGGUUAGGUUUAGGGUUAGGGUAAGGGUACGGGUUCGAGUUAGGGUUAGGGGUUAGGGAAAAUAGGAUUUUGAAUGGGACUAAAUUGUAUAUCCCCACAAGGUUAGCUGCGCAAGAGUGUGUGUGUGCGUGUGUGCUUGCGUGUGUGCUUGCGUGUGUGUGGGGUUGCAUAUGUGUGAGGGAGAAAAAGAGAAGGAGAGAGAUCUUAUAAUAUUGUAGUCUCUUGUGAAAGGUGAAAAAAGAGGCAAGCAUUCACACGUGAUUUGGUUCUGGGUUGCCGAGAUUUGUAGUCAUUUGUAGUCAGUAAUCAUAACCUUCGGAACCAACUUGUGUCCCCCACAGAUUUCCGUGGUUCCUAGUACUCAGGAUGUGUCCAUCUCCUUCCUGCCUCUGGCACACAUGUUUGAGAGGGUUGUACAGGUGAGUUCACAGUCUAACUGCAAACUAGUCUUGAAUUUUUUUACAUUAACUCAACCUUAUCUUUGAGCACCUCCAGCUAGUACGACUCUUUAGCAUGCAUACAUGGCAAAUACUUUAUGACAAAUAUUUACUUUUUACUAUUUAUUUAUUUAGUAUUUAUCCAGGCAAGUCAAUGAGGAACAAAUUCUUCUUUCUUGUUUCAAAAAAUAUGUUUUCUAUUGACAAGUGACAUUUAUCUCUUACAUUUUUCACCAAUGGGAGCAGAGGACAUAGAGUUCUCUGAGUUGAGUAUUGAGGCUGAUGGGUGCUAGUCUAGAAGUGCUUGUGUUCUCUCCCAGACAGUGAUGUACGGUGCUGGGGCCAGGGUCGGAUUCUUUCAAGGCGACAUUAAACUACUGCCAGACGACAUGAAGAACCUGCAGCCCACCAUCUUCCCCGUGGUGCCGCGACUUCUGAACCGCGUAUAUGACAAAGUGAGUUGUUAAUCUGCGGUUCUUCUCCUGAAGUGUGCACUCAUACUGUACACUAACCCCACCGCUAAUCUCAACGCUUUACCUAAACCUAACUCCCAGCAAAUUGUUGCAUGUCAACAGAGUUACAAAGUUACAGUUACAGAGUUACAGUUGAUAGCUGCAAUGGACAGUUUGAACAUCUAUAGACCAUUCAAAAUGUAUGUAGUUCUGUCCUUGAGCUGUUCUUGUCUAUUCAUGUUCUGUAUUAUGUCAUGUUUCAUGUUUUGUGUGGACCCUAGGAAGAGUAGCUGCUGCUUUUGAAUAAGCUAAUGGGGAUCCUAAUAAAAUACCAAAACUACCAAAGAGGACUAUCUAUAUGAGACCAAAAUGAGUAACCUUUCUCUUUCUACUAUAGGUCCAAAGUGGAGCCCAAACCCCCUUCAAAAAAUGGCUUCUGAAUUUUGCCACUAACAGAAAGCUUGCCGAAGUUAAGGAGGGUGUCAUCAGAAAAGACAGUAUAUGGGACAAGCUCAUCUUCCACAAAGUUCAGGUAUGGCACUCUCCAAGUAGGAGUCAUCGUGUUCAAGGAAGUCAACAAUGCUAUUGCCGAUGUUGUGCCAACAAUCCUUGGAGGCUACAUAUAAACCGUUUCCUGUGCCUAAAAAGGCAACAGAAGAGAAAAAUCAUGUUACACUGCACAAGACAGUGGCUGUGAAUUGGGAGGGUGUUAUGGUACAGAAUGCGCUACAAUCUAGAACGUGUCGUGUCGGUUCUCUGUAGGAGUCGUUGGGGGGACGUGUGCGAGUGAUGGUGACGGGAGCAGCGCCCAUCUCUCCUUCCGUUCUCAACUUCCUCCGGGCAUCUCUGGGGUGUCAGGUACAUUAGCAUCAUCUACCCAUCUAUUAUCUACCAUAGAUCUACCGUCUACCCAUUCAUUUUAUUCUACCAUUCAAAAGGGCUUUUCACACUGCAUGUUCUUGGCCCAUGUCUAUCCUUUACCCUAGCUUACCCUCCUUUUACACAAGCAUGUGUUAACCCUGGGCUAACUGAAACCCAAUAGUCACUUUUUGGAGUAGAAUAUUCCAAUUAGAUGACAAUGAAGCUCUGUGAUUGUGAUUGAAGUGCAGUGUGAACAGGAUGUAUGUGUUUCCAUAACUCUUUUGUGAGACACCUCCGUCAAUGAUUAUAUUACUGUAUUAAGGAGAACUUGUCAAAACAGGUCAUGACUCAUAUCAAAUAUACCUAGAAAGCAGUUGAAUGGAUGCUUCAAACAUCACACAUAUGCCACUGGAAGGUGUUUACAAUACCUGAGUUGUAAGUUUGAUUCCUACAUAUAUGGGUCAUAUCUACUGAAGAAACAUGCUGAGGUAGGUCACUUUGAAUAAUAACAAGACCGUAUUAUAAGGUGUAAAUGAAAAAAGAACAUAUCCUGACCAACCGAAGAUAAACUUGUAAAAUAAAAUCACAGUUGAAGAUAAACAUGUAAAAUAAAAUCACUGUUGCACACCUUGAAAUUAACUUUCAAUAUCACCAACGUUUUGGCAAGGAGAGAAUAGUGUGCGACUUUCAUUUUAUUUUCUGUAAAGACCAUAAGAUGGUAAUUAUUAUAUAAUUAAACCAAUCCUGUGCCAUUGUGGAUCUUGUAAUAGCACUGAGCAACUGAGGCCAUGUGCUUUUGUUUGGAGAGCAGAGAUUACCGCAAAUGUAUUGAUCUGUCCAUGUUGCUGUGACAACCAGCUCACACUGACCCUACUGAUCUCGCUGUUCUGAUUGGUUCUCCAGAUUUUUGAGGCGUACGGCCAAACAGAGUGUACUGCUGCCUGCUCCUUCACCAUGCCAGGAGACGCCACUUCUGGUAUGUCACUACAAAUAUUUACAACCUCACAGAGGAUGCUAAAUUAAAGGGAUAGUUCACCCAAAUGUCAAGUUUUUUGUUUCCUUACCCUAAAAGCAGUCUAUGGACAAGGAGAGACUGCAAUCCAUGCUUUGUGUUUGUUUACCUAGCCACUUUUACCAACCGCAAUGUAAUUUUGUAAUUUGGUUGAACUAUCCCUUUAAGUUGAGAACACUUGCAUCCUUUCUUCUUACUUCCUUCUCAAAAUGCAUUGGGGAAGCAGGUUUGAGCGGAGGGACCUUAUAUAUUCACCCAAAUUACAAAACAAGGGUUUCUUUCCUCAGGGCAUGUUGGAGCUCCUAUACCUUGUAACAUUGUGAAACUGGUUGAUGUUGAAGAGAUGAACUACUUUGCUUCCAACGGUGAAGGGGAGGUAAGUGGUUGUCCCUACCUAGCCAUGCUGCAUUGUAUGGAAAAACUACUAUUUUUCUAAGAUUUGAAUGACUUUUAACAGCUUAUUUCUCGACUUCCCUGGGGUGUUGUUGUUUUCUUCAAACCAUAAAAAAGUAGGCUAGUUAUUUAGUAAUGUCCUGAUUAAUCUGGCUAUCAUUUUUGAAGAAUGCAGCAAUGCUAGUGGAAACAGAUUGUUUACAUUAGGGGUCAUUCAGAAGCAUGGGGGUGGGGGGGUUGGACAUGGAAGGGCGCCCCAAGGCUCUGUCUUUCCCCGAUUUCCCCAUACUUUUUAAUUUGUAGAAAAUUAGCUUAAAGUCACAAUAUGUAGCUUUGUGGGCGACCCGACCAAAUUCACAUAGACAUGUGAGUUAUAGAUCUGUCCUUCUCGAUGAAAGCAAGUCUGAAAAGCGGUAGAUCUGUUCUAUGUGCACUAUGUCUUUGCUUACUGUCCUUAAGUUCAAAUGUUGCUUCUUUCUACUUUCAGUUUUGUACACCAGCUUCAAACAACUGAUAAGAUAGUUUUGGUUAUGGAAAAUAUAUUUCAAAGCAGUUUAGAUGGUACAAUGAUUCUCUACACUAUACAUUGCUUGUUUUGUCACAUAAACAAAUUAUGAAAUUAUGCAAACAUUUUAGAAUUUUAGCAUCCAGUCAAUGGUGGAGUGAUUUCUGCAUUCUGCGGCUUUAACUUAAAGAAAUUAAACUAUCUCAUAGCUUAACAUUGGUUGCUAUGGCUUGCCUACCUUAGAACUAGGACCUGGAGUUUUUCCUGGUAAGGUAACAUGGUCCGGAACAACUCCCUGGCCCUACUUAGAACACAAGGAGAACAUUUCCCUUACUGAUGCAUACUGUUCUAUUCUCUCAGGUCUGUAUCAAAGGUAAAAACGUGUUCAUAGGCUAUCUGAAAGACCCUGAGAAGACAGCAGAGGCCCUGGACAAAGAUGGAUGGCUACACACUGGAGACAUUGGCAAAUGGCUACCGGUGAGAUUCUCAUAAAUACAAACUGAACCUUGAAAUAACCUUCUGCAUUUAUCUAAGCAUAGAAUCAAUCUGACAUCAAUUUCCAUGACAGUGGUAGAGGAGUUUAAUAUCAGGACCGGAUAGAAUAGUUUUCCAGCUCUCUCCUGUUCAUUCAAUUCGAAGCCAGACAAGCAAUCAGUGGGGUGAAAUACUGGGGUUGUGUAUCACCCGCAAGCAUAGUUAUACUUUCUAAACCCACCUAUUCGAUUAUUACAAGCAGGACAAAGGGCAGUGCUGAUUACCAUUACCGGAGGUAAUUGAUCUGAAUUUAAUUACCUGAUUCAAGGUUUCACUAUUUCUAUACUGGAGUCUACAUCAUAUCAUCAGCAGGGUCAUUUUAUUGCAGUAGUUGUACAGGGUCAUACAGUGUCUUGAUUUAUAAAAUGUACACAGUUUAUAUAGUACAUUUCAGUUACAAAAAUGUCUAAAUGCAUUUAAAAAUAGAACAAAAAUGCACAUUUUUAUGUCAAGUUCAAUGGUUAUAAACCACAACAUGGAAAUAGACACAAUUGUAGAAUCAAAUCUGUGUGUAAGAACAUUAUAAAUGAGACCCCAAGACUAUGCCAUUAUAAUUUGCAAGCAGGACAACUGGCUUUGCAGGCUGACAAUAGGGCCCAAUUCCGACGGGAGUUAAGCGCGUAAAUGGAACGUACUGUAAUUUCCCUUUUAUGCACUUCUCUCUAUGAGUAUUCUAACCUUGAACUUAAGCAUGAGAAUAGUGUGCUAUUCACUUGCUAUUCGUUUUGGUCCCGAUUCCGACUUAAGAAAAACUGCACCUUGCCUAUGCACUUCUUGGUGUUCAGACUUACCUUAUGAAGGUGCGUAAUGGGCUUUGCAGGCGUGGUUCCCUUGCGUGCGCUGAAUAAAUGUAAUUCAACCACUGACAACCCUCCCACUUUCUGGCCAACAGAUUUUCUCAUGGAUUUUUCAUUUCAGUACAUUUAUCUUAAGCCAUCCCUUUAAAUACGCUGUACCUUUUAGUUAGAAUUUAGUUGACAGACUCAGUAGAAUAUACUGAGAGAACAAGUUCAGAAUAUUAGGGAUCAAUGAAAGAAAGCCAUCUAAUUAUAUGCAUAUUCGUCUCCGUUUCAGCACCAAUUGGUAGAUUAAAAGAAUACUGAUUUUGUACAAUAGUAGGCUGUACCCGCAUCUAUUGCAUGCACUAACCAUGGAACUGUGUGAUGACACAGCCAAGUAUUGCGCCAUGGAUCGGGUUCAAACUGUUACGGCUUUGUAAUGUAGACGCAGGGAGUCAGGAAGCAAGUGCAGUUAGUGAAUUGAAUUAUGAAGAACAUGGAACGAUACAAAACAAGGGAAGCGUCUAACAUGGAAAACAUAAACAAUAGUGCCUGGUGGGUGAUAACAAAGGAAUGCUAGAUAAAGGGGAAGUAAUCAGGGUAGUGAUGGAGUCCAGGUGUGCCUCAUAAUGGGGCGCAGGUGUGCGUAAUGAGGGUUGCCAGGUGUGUGUAAUGAUGGGUUGCCAGGACCGGUGGUUAGUAGACUGGCGACGUCGCGCGCCAGAGAGGGGGAGCGGGAGUAGACGUGACAGUACCCCCCGACGCAUGGCUCCAGCCGCAGGACGACGCUGGCCAGGAGGACGGUCCCGAGGGUGAGGAGCGGGCCGGUCCAGACGGCGAAGGUGGAAUUUUCGGAUGAUGUUGGGAUCUAGAAUGUCGUCCACUGGAAAACAGCACGCUCCUCUGGACCAUACCUCUCCCAGUCCACCAGGUACUGGAGCCAACCCCCACAACGUCGGGAGUCCAGGGGUGAUCUGACGUAUAGGCGGGGCUCCCCUCAAUGUCCAAGGGAGGCAGAGGGGUGUCGUGGGGUACGGCAUUAGCCAGGGGACCAGAAACCACCGGCCUGAGGAGGGAAACAUGAAAAGAUGGUGAGAUCCGGUAGUUAAUGGGGAGUUGUAUUCUGUAUGUUACCUCGUUGACCUUCCGGAGGACCUUGAAUGGCCCCACAAACUGGGGACUCAGCUUCUUACAGGGCAGGCGGAGUGGGAGGUUCCUGGUGGAGAGUCAGACACAAUCACCAGGAUGGAACACGGGAGCCUCACUGCGGUGGCGAUCCGCCUGCUCUUUCUGACAGCGGAUGGCGCGCUGGGCAUCGUUCCAUACCUCUUCUGCGCGCCUGAACCACUCGUCCACCGCAGGAGUUUCGGUCUGGCUCGGAGUCAACGGAGUAAGAGCCGGCUGAUAACCCAGAACACACUGAAAGGAGUCAGGCUGGUGGAGGAGUGUCGCAAUGAAUUCUGGGCGUAUUCAGCCAAAGGAAGGAAUCGGGCCCAUUCCCCCUGCCGGUCCUGGCAGUGACUCCUCAGGAAACUUCCCAGCUCCUGGUUCAUCCUCUCCACCUGCCAGUUAGAUUGAGGCUGGUAUCCGGAAGUGAGGCUGACCGUGACCCCCAGCAUCUCCAUGAAAGCCCUCCAUACACGCGAUGUGAUUUGGGGCCACAAUCGGAGACGAUAUCCUCCGGAAGGCCAUUGUGCCAGAAGUGACCUGGAGAGUGGUAGGGAGACUAGAGAGAGGGAUAAAACGGCAGGAUUUUGAGAAUCUGUCCACAACAACCAUAACAGUGGGGAAACCAUCAGACAGGGGAAGAUCAGUGACAAAAUCUAUCGACAGAUGGGUCCAAGGUCGCUGAGGCACGGGGAGGGGAAGGAGUUUCCCUGCAGGAGCGUUCCGGGGGAGACUUGGUUUGGGCACAUACGGAGCAGGAGUUGAUGUAGCAGGCAACGUCCUGCGCCAAAGUGGGCCACCAGUACUUAACAGAGAUGGAUUGAGUGGUGCGGGUGAUACCUGGGUGUCCAGCGGCAAGGGAUGUGUGCACCCAGUUCAAAAGCCGUGGGAAUGUAGGUGCGCUCCGGAGGACAGGUAGCCGGUGCGGAUUUCCCUCUACAGAGCCUUGCGGAUGUCCACGUCUAUGUCCCAGAGUACGGGAGCAACGAUUUGGGAGGGCGGUAUGAUGGACCCACUCAGGACAGGGACCUCUCCUGAAUCGUGGAGACAGGACAGGGCAUCGGCUUUGAUGUUCUUUGAACCUGGGUGGAAUGACAAGGUGAAAUUGAAUCUAGUAAAGAAAAGGGCCCACCUUGCUUGGCGCGGGUUCAGCCGCCUCGCUGUCCGUAUAUAUUCCAAGUUCCGAUGGUCGGUGAGGAUGAGAAACGGGUCCGUGGCACCCUCCAGCCACUGUCUCCACUCCUCUAAUGCCAACUUCACCACCAAGAGCUCCCGAUCACCGACGUCAUAGUUCCUCUCUGCAGGGGACUCUUUUCUAGAGUAAUAUGCACAUGGAUACAGUUUUGUGGAUUACCUUGACGUUGUGACAGGACGGCCUCCACGCCCACCUCUGAGGCAUCCACCUCCACCACGAAGGGCAGCGUAGGGUCUGGAUGUUUCAGCAACGGGGUGGAGGUGAAACGCCCCUUCAGCAGGUGGAAGGCCUCAUCAGCUGCAGGAUUCCAUUGCAACUUACGGAGACCACCUUCAAGGAGAGAGGUGAGAGGAGAGGUGAUGGAGCUGAAGUUCCUGAUGAAGCGGUGGUAAAAGUUGGCAAACCCCAAAAAACGUUGUAGUCCCUUUAUGAUGGUUGGGACUGGCCAUAACCUGACCGCAUCUACCUUCCUUUCCUCCAUAACCACUCCCUGUGGGCUGAUCCGAUAUCCCAAGAAGGAGACGGUGACCUGAUGGAACUGGCACUUCUCCGCCUUGACUUACAGAUGGUUACCUCCCGGAUGCAGAUCAAAUUGUAGGCACUCCGCAGGUCCAGCUUGGUAGAAAAACUGGGCCCCGCGGAGCUGUUCAAUGGCGGCUGGCACCAACGAGAGGGGGUAGCGGUACUUUGUGGUGAUGGCAUUCAGACCUCUGUAGUAAAUACACGGACGAAGACCCCCUCAUUCUUGGCCAUGAAGAAGAAACGAGUCGACACAGAGGAGGUGGAUGGGCGGAUGAAACCCUGUUGGCGAGCCUCCUGGAUGUACUCCUCCAUAGCCUUGGUUUCAGCCACCGACAUGGGGGUUGAUGCGGCUGUGUGGAGGCGCAGAGUCUGUUAGCAGGUUGUUGGCACAGUCCCAGGGGCGAUGAGGAGGGAGACAGGUAGCGCGAGUCUUGGAGAAAAUCUCCCCGGAGAUCCCGGUAAACCUCUGGGAUGUCGGCCUGGAGGGCAACCACAGGACUCUCAACUGACAUGGAACCACAUGGUAAGGGAAAGCAGGUCUUCCGGCAUUAGGGUGCCCAGGCCGUAAUCUCCAUCCUCGGCCAGGAGAUGAUGGGGUCGUGGCAUUGGAACCACGGGAGGGUGAGGAUGACUUUGUGUACGGGUGCCUGGAUGAUGGUGCAGGGGUCCCACGGUGACGGUGAGUGGUGCUGUGAUGUGUGUGAAUGUGCCAGAUCCCAGUGGUCGGUUAUCCAGCCCUUGAACCGGAAACGGAAAGGAGAGCGGGUAUGAUGUUAUGUUCAGGGAGGAGGCAAGGGCCUGGUCAAUAAAAUUCCCCGCGGCACUGGAGUCCACUAGAGCUGUGGAAACAACACAUGAGGGACAGCCAGCUAGUGAAAUCGGUACUAAAAAGGGUUUGUUGGAGAGUGAAGAUGAUGGAAUACUCACACCUACCCCAGGAGACGGAUGAUCACUGGACCGUCCCUCUGCUCUAGUGACUCUCGGGUUAGUACAUAGCGGACACCGUUGAAGCUGGUGUCCCUCCUGGCCACAAUAGGGACAGAGCCCCAGCUGUCUCCGACGGCGUUGCUCAGCCGUGGGGAGGCGUGUGGCCCCUACCACCAUGGGUUCAGGCUCUAACUCAGAUCGGUCAACGAAGGAGGGAGAGAGGCGACGGGAGUGCCGACGCUCCCAAAGGAGGUUAUCCAGGAGGAUGGCCAUCGUGAUGAGUGCAUCCUCCUGCGCCACUCCACAUAUCCUGAGGCUGCAUUGAUUGUAGCUGGGGAUUUUAACAAAGCAAAUUUGAGGAAAAGGCUGCCAAAGUUCUAUCAAUACAUUGACUGUAGUACUAGCGCUGCAAAAACACUUGACCACUGCUACUCCAACUUUCGGGAUGCCUACAAGGCCCCGCCAUCCUUUCGGCAAAUCUGACCACGACUCCAUUUUGCUCCUCCCUUCCUAUUGUGCAAAGCUGUCAUCAAGGCAAAGGGUGGCUAUUUGAAGAAUCUCAAAUAUAAAAUAUAUUUUGAUUUGCUUAACACUUUUUUGGUUAGUACAUGAUUCCAUAUGUGUUAUUUCAUAGUUUUGAUGUCUUCACUAUUAUUCUAUAAUGUAACAAAUUGUAAAAAUAAAGAAAAACCCUUGAAUGAGUAGUUGUGUCCAAACUUUUGAAUGGUAGUGUAUAUGUAUAUAUUUUAAUAUAUUUUCCUUUAUUAGUUUCAGAGUAUUUUAAAAUCUACCAGUUGGUGCUGAAACUGACAAAUAUGCAUAUAUUUAGAUGGCUUUCUUUCAUUGAUCCCUAAUAUUCUGAACCCAUUCUCUCGCUAUGGUCAACAAAAUUCUAACUAAAAACUACAGCAUAUUUAAAGGGAUGGCUUAAGACAAAUGUACUGAAUUGAAAAAUCCAUGAGAAAAUCUGCUGGCCAGCAAGUAGGAGUGUUUUCAGUGGUUGAAUUACAUUAAUUGAGCGCGCGCCAGGGAACCACUCCUGCAAAGUCCGUUAUGCACCUUCAUAAGGUAAGUCUGAAUACCAACUACUGAGAAGUGCGUAGGAAAGGUGUGCAUAAGAAAGGCUAAUUUCCUAAGUCAGAAUCGGGCCCAUAUAGAACUGUGAAUGAUGCUGCAUUCAUGUGCUAUUGAAAUGAAAGGAAACUCUGAGACUUGGCACAAAUAAACUGAUGUAAAGCGCCCAAACGUGUCAUAACUCCCACGCUUCCAAGUGGGAAAUACGAGUGGGAGACUCAGUUUCCCAGUUGGAUAGUGAGUUUCCAAAUUCUGGUUAGCACAUGAAUGCUGCAUGACUUGACAUAGGUCCAGAGUCGGUAUUAAAUGAAUUCACACAGGCAUGCCACUCACCUGUGAGGGCUGUGUCACAGAUGUCACAGAUGUCAGAGGUUGGACCUGUCCUAACCCCUGAAGGCCAUCAGCCUAGUUAAUGAUCUCUCCCUCUGCACUCUGUGGCUUCACCAGCCUCAACAUGGGAUGUUCAUUAUCUGAGAAAAGGAGGGGAGAGGGGGGAGAGAGAGAGUAAUUGAGCGAGAGAGAGAGAGUGAGUGAGUGAAUGAGAGAAAGGGGGGAGAGCAAGAGGGGGGGAGAGCAAGAUAAAGGUAAUUGAGUUAAUUGAUUCGCUCUGUCAUUAUGUAGGCCCUUUUUUAAUUUCUCCAGGGGACCCUUUCUUUCUCAACAUAGACAGAUGGCAUGUCCAUUAUGGACCAGUCUAAGCUUGCUCUUAGGUUUCAGUAAUUACACAAGCGUGUGUGUGUGUGUGUGUGUGUGUUUGUGUGUGUGUAUAUGUGUGUGUGUGUGUGUGUGUGUGCGUGCAUAUGUACAGUACCAGUCAAAAGUUUGGACUCACCUACUCAUUCCAGGGUUUUUCUUUAUUAUUUACUAUUUUCUACAUUGUAGAAUAAUAGUGAAGACAUCAAAACUAAGAAAUAACACAUAUGGAAUCAUGUAGUAACCAAAAAGUGUUAAACAAAUCAAAAUAUGUUAUAUUUGAGAUUCUUCAAAUAGCCACUUGAUGACAGCUUUGCACACUCUUGGCAUUCUCUCAACCAGCUUCACCUGGAAUGCUUUUCCAACAGUCUUGAAGGAGUUCCCACAUAUGCUGAGCACUUGUUGGCUGCUUUUCCUUCACUCUGCCAUCCUACUCAUCCCAAACCAUCUCAAUUGGGUUGAGGUCGGGGGAUUGUGGAGGCCAGGUCAUCUGAUGCAGCACUCCAUCACUCUCCUUCUUGGUAAAAUAGCCCUUACACAGCCUGGAGGUGUGUUGGGUCAUUGUCCUGUUGAAAAACAAAUGAUAGUCCCAGUAAGCCCAAACCAGAUGGGAUGGCGUAUCGCUGCAGAAUGCUGUGGUAGCCAUGCUGGUUACGUGUGCCUUGAAUUCUAAAUCACUGACAGUGUCACCAGCAAAGCAAAGCAACCCCAAACCAUAACACCUCCUCCUCCAUGCUUUACGGUGGGAACUACACAUGAGGAGAUCAUCCGUUCACCCACACCGCGUCUCAGAAAGACACAGCAUUUGGAAGCAAAAAUCUCAAAUUUGGACUCCAGACAAAAGGACACAUUUCCACCGGUCUAAUGUCCAUUGCUCCACCGGUCUCUUCUUCUUAUUGGUGUCCUUUAGUAGUGGAUUCUUUGCAGCAAUUCGACCAUGAAGGCCUGAUUCACACAGUCCUCUCUGAACAGUUGAUGUUGAGAUGUGUCUGUGAAUUGAACUCUGUGAAGCAUUUAUUUGGGCUGCAAUUUCUGAGGCUGGUAACUUUAAUGAAUUUAUCCUCUGCAGCAGACUCUGGGUCUUCCAUUCCUGUGGUCUUCCAUUCGUAUGGUUUUUGCGACUGCACUUAAAAUAAACUUUAAAAGUUCUUGAAAUGUUCCGUAUUGACUGACCUUCAUGUCUUAAAGUAAUGAUGGACUGUCGUUUCUCUUUGCUUAUUUGAGCUGUUCUUGCCAUAAUAUGGACUUGGUCUUUUACCAAAUAGGGCUAUCUUCUGUAUACCUACCUUGUCACAACAAAACUGAUUGGCUCAAACACAUUAAGAAGGAAAGAAUCUCCACAAAUUAACUUUUAACAAGGCACACCUGUUAAUUGAAAUGCAUUCCAGAUGACUACCCAAUGAAGCUGGUUGAGAGAAUGCCAAGAGUGUGCAAAGAUGUCAUCAAGGCAAAGGGUGGCUAUUUGAAGAAUCUCAAAUAUAACAUAUUUUUUGGUUACUACGUGACUCCAUAUGUGUUAUUUCAUAGUUUUGAUGUCUUCACUAUUAUUCUACAAUGCAAAAAAUUGUAAAAAUAAAGAAAAACCUUUGAAUGAGUCGAUGUGUCCAAUCUUUUGACUGGUAGUGUAUGUCCGUUUACCAUGUGAUGCUGGUGGUAGGAGCUAUAGGAGAACAGGCUCAUUGUAAUAACUGGAAUUAAUGGAAUGGAGUCAAACAUGUGGUUUCCAUAUGUUUGACUCCAAUGCAUAUAUUCCAUUACAGCUAUUACAAUGAGUCCGUUCUCCUAUUGCUCCUCCUACCAGCCUCCUCUGGUAAACACACAUACAUAUGCACACACACUUUUACAUAACUUAGUAAUUCUCUUUUCUCAUUCUCUCUAUACUUAUAUCAAUUUUUUACAUUUUAGUAAUUUAGCAGACGCUCUUAUCCAUAGCGACUUACAGUUAGUGAGUGCAUAUAUUUUCAUACUGGCCCCCUGUGGGAAACAAACCCACAACCCUGGCCUUGCAAGCGCCAUGCUCUACCAACUGUGCUACAGGGGGACUACCCCUGUCCUCUAGGAAUAUUUAGUUUUUAAGGCUCAAAAUAUAAUAUGUGCAAUCAUGAUGACAUACUCUUUUGCUCAAGAUACAAUCUAGUUCCUUGGUGAUUUCCUAUUGACAAAUUGAUUACAUCAUUACCCAAUCAAUACCGUAUAUCUUGUUGAAAAUACUAAUGAUCAAAAUGAUGGCAGAGUGGAGUCCUGAAGAUUGUCGACCGCAAGAAGAAUAUCUUCAAGCUGGCUCAGGGAGAGUACAUUGCCCCGGAGAAGAUAGAGAACGUGUACAUCCGCAGUGCACCUGUAGCCCAGGUGUUCGUCCAUGGAGACAGUCUUCAGGUACAACACACACACACAGCAUAAACACAUACACACAUGCACGCACACACACCAAGCACACUCAUAUUUCAGAAGCAUACAAUACUUAGACAGAAUGUGUGUGUGUGUGUGUGUGUGUGUAGGCCAGCUUGGUAGCCAUUGUGGUUCCUGACCCAGAGGUCCUGCCAGGUUUCGCCCAGAAACUAGGAGUCCAGGGUUCUCAUGAGGAGCUGUGCAAAAGCCAAGUGAGUGCUCUAUCAGAACCUUUCCACUAAUAACGUUAUCAGAAUAUUUGAACACACCAGCGUCGUGUUCAUUACUUAGCCACAAAAUGGAAGAAAAUGGACUGAAACAGAGAUGGACUAUCUAUAAUAAUCAAUAAGAAAUACUUAUUUUCAUUUUCUGUUCCAAAACGUUUUAAAACACUGUCCAUUACGUGCCCUAAUGAACAUGACCCUGGAUUCAUUCAACAAACAAAAGUGUGAUUGUCUAUAAUACUCUUCAUAAAUUUGCACAGAUAAAAAAAAGGACAUACAUAUAUUUUAUAAAUGGUUGUCCAUACAUUGGGUACCACUGAACACAGAACUGCUACUACAUUACAAGUACUUCACAAGACCAUGUUUACAAUGCACUCCUGAUUGAAGUGGAUAGCUUCUGUACCACUGACUGAUGACCUGAGUAUGACCUCUCCUUUUUUCCUGCGGCAGACAAUCAAAAAGGCCAUUAUCUCUGACCUGGUCAAGCUGGGCCGGGAAGCGGGGCUGAAGUCUUUCGAACAGGUGAGUGUGUCUAUUUAACAUGAUUUCACCAAUCCCCAUUAAGACAUGGGCCUGCAUUCAUAAAGCUCAGAGUAGGUGUGCUGAUCUAAGAUCAGUCCCCCCGUCCAUGUAAUAUUUUUCAUUAUGAUCUAAAACAGAGGUUCUCAAAUCUCUCCUCGGGGACCCCCAGCCGUUCCAUGUAUUUGAUAUAUUCCAGAGCUAGCACACCGGAAUCAGGUGAGCUAGUUCAAAGCUACAACAAAAUUGUGAAACGUGUAGGGGUCCCAGAGGAGAGGUUUGAGAACCACUGAUCUAAAAUGCAAAAGCACUCCUACUCUUAGACACUUUAUGAAUACAGGCCCUGAAGGGCAGUCUUGUCAUUAACUCAGAAGCUCCCUUCCCUUCUUAAUUUUAUUUUACUCGACAUGUCACUUCAAACAUACUGUAUACUCUUUACUGCAGUUAAUCCUAAAUGUGUUGAGCUGAUUUUCUCAGUAUUUCAAAAAAAAUCUACAGUCAAUGCUGUGAACUUGCUGUGUGAACUAGCUAAAGGUGGUGGUGAAUUUUCACUACUGAGCGAAGGCAGACAAAUAUGAUUGAUGUCAUUGUGAAUUUGGUUUGAGAAUAGCCAAACCAUGAAACUCUGUUGCCCAUUUUUGUUUGAAGUCUUGGUUACACAUGUUUAAGCAAACAGCCACAUUGUAUGUUGACCAGCUCAGUUGCAGAAACAGUUAUGGCUAGAGUAGGGUUAGACUAGAGGAGACUAAGGACAAAGGACAAAAACCCUCAUGGCCCAAACUCGAAACAUAUGUCUCCAUGUAAUCAAUACAUUCACUUGUUGGAGCAGUAAUACUGUACACAGGGAUUAUUUUAGUUCUUGCACAGUGACUAAGCCAUUUUUGCCUGGUGGGAAUGACCCAGCAACAUGGGUCAUGUUCAUCAGGUACCAAUUGGAGGAACAUUUGUUUGAAACAGGGAGGGACUACCUUAAAGAAUCUGUUGCGAAAUGUUUUGAAACGUUUUGCAUUGUGCCCUAAUGCUCUGUUUCUCUGUGUUUUGCAGGUGAAAGACCUGUACAUGCAUCCAGAGCAGUUCACCGUAGAGAAUGGCCUUCUCACUCCUACGCUGAAGGCCAAGAGGGCCGACCUCAAGAAGCUCUUCCAGCCGCAGAUCGACAGCCUCUAUAAUAGCAUGCAG